This is a messenger RNA of Phragmites australis (common reed), 1355 nucleotides long. RefSeq names its product transcription factor WRKY19-like. Gene Ontology annotation, molecular function: transcription cis-regulatory region binding; DNA-binding transcription factor activity. Gene Ontology annotation, cellular component: nucleus. Bases 122 to 1090 code for a protein of 322 amino acids. Gene Ontology annotation, biological process: regulation of DNA-templated transcription. Lineage: Eukaryota; Viridiplantae; Streptophyta; Magnoliopsida; Poales; Poaceae. The transcript has a single exon. The record is from RefSeq and is a predicted model, not a curated record.
CGCCUCCCCGCUUCCCUCCACUCCUCUCACCUCAGCGCCACCACUCCUCCUCCUCGAGAGCCAUUCUUGGUCCCCGACCACUGCGCAUCGAUCACUUCUUGCUCCGACCGAAUUCGCAGCAAUGGAGGGCGCAGAGGAAGGCGGGAGGGCGCGGCUGGUCUCGGAGCUGGUCCGCGUGCAGGAGCUUGUGCGCCAGCUCGAGCUGCAGCUGCACGCGCCCUCCGACACCUCCGUCGAGUUCUGCCGCAGCAUCGCCCACCAGAUCGUCGCGCUCACCGACCGCUCCAUCGGCAUGGUCACCGCGCACCACUUCCCCGCCACGCCGCCGCUCUCCGGCUCGCCCAGCCCGCUCAGCGACGCCGGGUGCGACCAGCAGCCCUUCCGGACCACCAGCCCCAAGAAGCGGAAGGUGACGGCGCGGUGGGCGAGCCAGGUGCGCAUGAGCGCGGCGGGCGGCGCCGAGGGCCCCGCCGACGACGGACACUGCUGGAGGAAGUACGGCCAGAAGGACAUCCUCGGCGCCAAGCACCCGCGGGCAUAUUACCGUUGCACCCACCGCAACUCCCAGAACUGCCCGGCCACCAAGCAGGUGCAGCGCACCGACGACGACCCCGCGCUCUUCGACGUCGUCUACCACGGCGAGCACACCUGCAAGCCCGGCACCGGCGGGAACGCCAAGAGGCCGCAACCGAAGCCGCAGCACAACCCGCACGCGCUGAGCCUGCUGCAUGGCCUCGCCGCCGGGCUGACGGUCACCACGGACGGCAUGAUCGGCAGCGCGGCCCUCCCGCCGCUGACGCCAGAGAGCUGCCCGGCGCGGGGCGCAUCGUCGCCGUGGUCGCUGGCCUCGCCCGUCGGCUCGGACUCCAAUGGAUACCUGGGCGUGUCCCAGGGCCCUGUGCCCGGGUACAGGGAAUGGACAUCGGGUGGCGACCUCCAGGAGGUGGUGUCAGCGAUCGCCACGGUGUCAGGGGCGCACCAGCCAUCGCCGCUGGACACCGAGUUCAUGGCCAUGCCUGAGUACUUUGGGUUCGACGCGAGCUUCGAACCCUAUGGCGCCGACGCAAUGCCCAGCCUCUUCUUUCCAUGAGGGGAAAAGGAACAUUUGCAAGUGUGACAGGCAGCUCUGUCCAUGACAGGAGGGAAGAGCAGAGGAGCUUCUUCCUAAGAUCAGUGCAGACUGUGCAGUGCACGUGUAAGCUGUAGCAGAAAGCAGCCAGCUUUAGGAUAUCUGAAUAGUUCUCUUGUUUCAUUCCCCUUUGUUUUUUCCACUUCUCAACUUCUUGGGUUGGGUUUUGUUGAUUUCAAUCCGCAAGCCAAAAAAAAAAAAAAAAUACUAUGGAAAGUUCUGCUCA